Messenger RNA from Adelges cooleyi (spruce gall adelgid), 1288 nucleotides. Its product is annotated as cathepsin B-like cysteine proteinase 4. Gene Ontology annotation, molecular function: cysteine-type endopeptidase activity. Gene Ontology annotation, biological process: regulation of catalytic activity. The coding region runs from base 104 to 1135 and encodes 343 amino acids. The record is from RefSeq and is a predicted model, not a curated record. Gene Ontology annotation, cellular component: lysosome. NCBI's taxonomy places the organism in Eukaryota, Metazoa, Arthropoda, Insecta, Hemiptera, Adelgidae. The transcript has 6 exons.
CAUUUGCACUUGAUCGAGGAAUGAGGAUCACUUACUAUUUUACAUAAAGACCGAUCGGUCUUGACAGUUUUUUUAAUUAUUUACACACCGUGUAGUGGUAAUAAUGUUUAUUAGAACAAUGUGCAAUUCCUGUGUAAUUAUUUUGUUUUUGUUAUUAUUUAACCAUGAAGUCUUGACUAGGUCUGUAGUGAGAGUAAAAAAUAAUGUCGGCGACAUCAUCGAUCAUGUGAAUAACAUUUCUAAGACUACGUGGAAGGCAGGAUUGAGCACGAGUUUAAAUUACAUGAGGGACGUCGAAGACUUAAUGGGGGUGCUUCCAAUAGAGGAGUUGGGUAGUUCGCUUUAUCAUAAUAUAAUGGAUAAAGAACUAGACAAAGCCGAAAUCCUCCCGGAAAGUUACGACGCCUCGAAACAAUGGCCUUUGUGUAAAUCCAUCACAUCAAUUAAAGACCAAUCGAAUUGCGGAUCGUGCUGGGCACUGUCAACGGCUUCAGUGUUUAGUGAUCGCGUUUGUAUAGGAACGAACGGCUCUGUCGAUUUAAACCUGUCCGGUGAGUUCUUAAUGGAUUGUUGUAAUGGCAAGUGCGGUAGAGGAUGUGACGGCGGACAUCCGGAAAAAGCAUGGAAGUUUAUUAAGAACAACGGAAUAUGCACAGGAGGCGACUUUGGUUCCGGCGAGGGCUGUCAACCUUACAGUAUAGCUCCGUGUAGCGGCUCAAGUUAUUCGGAGCCUAGCGCGGACACUCCUAAAUGUUACCUGGCGUGUAGUAAUUUCAAUUAUACAACAUCGUUAAAAGAAGAUUUAUACUUUGCUAGCAAGGUAUAUACUGUUAAGCCUAAAAUGAAAGCAAUCAUGCACGAGGUCUAUAAUAACGGUCCUGUUGUGGCAGCGAUGAAAACUUACGAAGAUUUCUUGCAUUAUAAAAGCGGAAUCUAUCAGUACACGACUGGUUCACCAAAAGGAGAACACGCUGUUAAACUGUUAGGAUGGGGCCAAGAGAACGGAGUUUUGUACUGGUUAGCAGCCAACACUUGGGGUCGUUAUUGGGGCAUGGGAGGCAUGUUUAAAAUAAAAAGAGGUAACAACGAAUGCGGUAUUGAGAAUCGAAUAUCGGGUGGAUUGCCAAAAUUUUGAAUACAUAAGCGGAACAAUUGUCAUUUAAAGUUCAACUUUUAUUAAAACAAAUGCUAGAUAAAUGAAUAUUAUUAUACUAUAUAUAACUGGUUUGUAAUAAUUUUCUGUAGAUUAGAAAUGAUUGUAAAUUGAUAAUUAUACUGUAUACCUAAA